Cajanus cajan (pigeon pea) is the source of this 1947-nucleotide messenger RNA. RefSeq lists its product as uncharacterized. NCBI's taxonomy places the organism in Eukaryota, Viridiplantae, Streptophyta, Magnoliopsida, Fabales, Fabaceae. Gene Ontology annotation, biological process: base-excision repair. Gene Ontology annotation, molecular function: DNA-3-methyladenine glycosylase activity. The record is from RefSeq and is a predicted model, not a curated record.
AUAUCCCUCCCUUCCUUCUCCUAAUUCACUCUCUCAUUUCCCUUCUCAUUGUGCCAUUGCCCUUGAAACUUCCUUAUCCAUUGCACCAUUAGUCCUUUUCUUUGUUAACACAUAAACACACCCUUUUACCAAUUCAACACACACCAUAACAAGGCACCAACAUGUGUAGCUCUAAGGCCAAAGUGAGUGUGGGCAUAGAAUCCACCACCACAACCACAACCACAACCACACCCUCAGUGGCUAGAAUCAAUGGCAGGCCAGUCCUUCAACCAACUUGCAACCGUGUUCCAAGCCUUGAGAGGAGGAAUUCAAUCAAGAAAGUGGCACCACCAAAGUCACUUUCUCCACCUUCACCACCACUUCCAAGCAAGGCUUCAUUGACACCCCCAGUUUCUCCAAAGUCAAAGUCCCCUAGGCUUCCUGCAACAAAGAGAGGCAAUGACAACAAUGGACUUAACUUGAGUUCUGAAAAGAUUGUGAUCCCAAGAAGCUCCACAAAGGCUCCAACUUUGGAGAGAAAGAAGUCCAAGAGCUUCAAGGAAGGGUCAUGUGCUUCUAUUGAGGCCUCAUUGAGUUACUCCUCCUCUUUGAUCACUGACUCCCCAGGGAGCAUUGCUGCUGUGAGGAGGGAACAGAUGGCACUGCAGCAGGCACAAAGGAAAAUGAAGAUUGCUCAUUAUGGAAGAUCAAAGUCUGCCAAGUUUGAAAGAGUUGUUCCUCUUGAUCCUUCAACCACUACUCUUACAUCCAAGCCAACUGAGGAGGAGAAGAGAUGCAGCUUUAUCACAGCCAAUUCAGAUCCCAUCUAUAUUGCUUACCAUGAUGAGGAAUGGGGAGUUCCAGUUCAUGAUGACAAGAUGUUGUUUGAACUUUUAGUUUUAAGCGGUGCUCAAGUUGGAUCUGAUUGGACCUCAACCUUGAAGAAACGCCUAGAUUUCAGGGCUGCAUUCUCAGAAUUUGAUGCAGAAACCGUGGCCAACUUGACUGAUAAGCAAAUGAUGUGUAUUAGUUCUGAAUAUGGCAUCGACAUGAGCAAAGUCCGAGGAGUUGUUGAUAAUGCAAACCAAAUUUUAGAGAUUAAGAAGGACUUUGGUUCAUUUGACAAGUACAUUUGGGGGUUUGUGAAUCAUAAACCAAUCUCCACUCAAUACAAGUUUGGCCACAAGAUUCCAGUGAAGACAUCAAAAUCAGAGAGCAUAAGCAAAGACAUGGUGAGGAGGGGCUUUAGGUUUGUUGGUCCAACAGUGGUUCAUUCAUUCAUGCAGGCAUCUGGCCUCACCAAUGACCACUUAAUCACUUGCCACAGGCACUUGCAGUGCACCCUAUUGGCAGCAAAACCUCAUUCUACUACCAUAGAGCCCUCUCAAUAGAUCAAAUUCCAUCAGAGAAAUAAGGAACAAGAGAUUGACACUGAAGAGCUCAAGACAUAAAAGAGUUGUUACAUAUGCUGAAAGAGCAUAUGUAAUAAUGUGGCUAACAAUAGUUUACUUUUGAGUUGAUCGUUUGUGUAUAAUAUUAGAUAGGACAAAAAAGGUUUUUCUGAUUUGUGAGAUGUUGUGAGAAUUUUUAAUGUGUGGUUUUGUUAAUUUGCAUAUCAAUGGGAAAAGAAUGAUGAUUAAAAAAAAGGUUUUAGGAAUUAGGAUGGUGUUAUUCAGUGGUGGGAGGCUUAGGGAACAGUCACCAUGUGCAUGUGCAAUUGGGAAACAAGGGCAUGUGUGGUGUCAGUUUGCUUUCUAGACCAUGUGACCCAUCAGACUUUGCAUUAUUUGGUUCCCUUUAACAGCCUGUGUGUGAUACUUGUAAGGGGUGUGUAGGACCACCUUCCCUCCCUUUUCCUUCUCUUGCUUUGUUUAUGGGGUUGUUAUCUUUACUGUAUUCUCUCUAACUUUUUGGCUUGGGUGAUAAUAGUAUUAUACCCCAAUAUAUUUUGGAGUUGGUGUGGAUGUU